AACACGCGUGGACACGCAUUCGGUCCUUCGAAAAUGAAAAGAGGAAGAAAAGAAGGGACGGUUGCAAGAACGGUGUUGGUUGCAGUGAUGAAGGUCAUCAUAAUGCAAGAGAGAGAAACACCACAGACCACACUCUUCUUCUUCUUCUUCUUCUUCUUCUUCUUCUUAGUUUCUCACUUUUCUUUUGACCUAACCCUACAAUUUUUCACUCUCCAUCCUUUUUCUUAUCUUUAACUCACUGUUUCUGUUACAAUUUCACCGUCAAUUCGAAAUAUCCGUGAGCCUAGAUCUCACACCGUACCAUACCCUAUCAUUCUGUUUUUUUUUUUUUCCCCUCUUCUGCUAGAUUGACGAGUUGGUAGCUCCGGGUUCUGACUAUGGAUGUCAUUUGACGACUUUACUUUUUCAGAAUUAGGGUUCUUAAUUACUACUAUUUAGCUUAGGGUUCCAUACUCCUCUCUCUCUCUCUCUCUCUCUCUCUCUCUCUCUCUCGUGAAUGGAACCUCGUGUUGGUAACAAGUUUCGGUUGGGUAGGAAGAUCGGUAGCGGCUCCUUUGGGGAGAUCUACUUAGGUACUAAUAUUCAGACUAACGAAGAAGUUGCAAUUAAGCUUGAAAAUGUCAAGACAAAGCAUCCUCAGUUGCUUUACGAAUCCAAAUUAUACAGAAUUCUACAAGGAGGAACUGGAAUUCCAAAUGUUAGAUGGUUUGGGGUGGAGGGAGAUUACAAUGUUCUAGUGAUGGAUCUGCUUGGACCUAGUCUUGAAGAUCUAUUCAACUUUUGUAGUAGAAAGCUGUCACUGAAGACUGUUCUUAUGCUUGCUGAUCAAAUGAUCAACCGUGUCGAGUUCAUCCAUUCUAAAUCAUUUCUACAUCGGGAUAUUAAACCGGAUAAUUUUCUGAUGGGCCUAGGAAGGCGUGCGAAUCAGGUUUAUGCAAUUGAUUUUGGUUUGGCUAAGAAAUACAGAGAUAGUUCAACCCAUCAACACAUUCCUUACAGGGAAAAUAAGAAUUUGACUGGAACUGCAAGAUAUGCUAGCAUGAAUACUCACCUUGGCAUUGAGCAAAGUCGCAGAGAUGAUUUAGAGUCUCUUGGUUAUGUUUUGAUGUACUUCCUGAGAGGAAGUCUUCCUUGGCAGGGACUUAAAGCUGGAACAAAGAAACAAAAGUACGAGAAAAUCAGUGAAAAAAAAGUUUCUACCUCAAUUGAAGCACUGUGUCGUGGCUAUCCAACUGAAUUUGCAUCAUACUUCCACUACUGCCGCUCAUUAAGGUUUGAUGAUAAGCCAGAUUAUGCUUAUCUCAAAAGGAUAUUUCGUGACCUCUUUAUUCGUGAAGGUUUCCAGUUUGAUUAUGUGUUUGACUGGACCAUCUUGAAGUAUCAGCAAUCACAACUAGCAACUCCUCCAGCACGGGGCAUUGGUCCUAGUGCUGGAACCAGUUCUGGAAUGCCACCAGCUGUUAUUACUAAUGCCGAUAGACAGACAGGUGGGGAAGAAGGACGGCCUCCUGGUUUGAUUUCGGUGGAUUCCUCAAGGCGGAGAAUGUCGGGACCCAUUUUAAAUUCUUUAUCAAGUGCCAAUAUCUUGGGCCAGUCAAGUGGAUCAUCAAGGCGGGUUGCUGUUUCUGGUAGUCGUGACGCAUUUGGUGCUGAGUCAGAUAUUCGUGCUCGAAAUACCGAAGCUAGCCCUGGAGCAGCACACAGAAUUACAAGCGGGCAAAGAAGUUCACCAGUUGGAUCUUCUGAACCCCAGAGAGUAACAGCAUCCGGCAGGCAUGGUUCUCACACCAGGAAUUAUGACAGUGCAGUGAGGGGCAUGGAGAAUUUGCAAUUAGAGACUGACGAGAGGGCUCAUUAUUAAUUUUCUGCAAAAGUUGCGUAUGUGGGUUUGUAUUGUUUGCUCAUCUUCUCAUACCGAUGAAAAGCCGCGAAGCUGAAAUAAUGAGCUUUUAGCAAGGACUGUGUUUGCUGUAAAACUGGUUAAAUUGGCUCCUCGCUGCUGGCAGGAACAACUAAAUUUUAUAACCUCUUUCCCUGUGAUGUGAGUUGUUUUGGUUUACCUGAAGUUUGCAGUCACGUGGACCACAGCGGUCAAAACUAUCAAAUACCAGCGAAAUUGUAAUUAGCCAUUUUACUUUAGAUUUGAAGAUUCCCAUAGAUUCCAUGGUGUAAUUUUCUGUGGAGGUUACUCUGGCAUUUUAAAAUGUUCUACCUUGUGAAAUUCCUAUCAAGCUUAACACCAUUGUACCUCUCUAAUGUUUUCUUGUUCUCUUGAUCAACGUAACGUGUAUAUCAGUUUCUAACUA
This is a messenger RNA of Arachis stenosperma, 2306 nucleotides long. Its product is annotated as casein kinase 1-like protein 12. Bases 497 to 1861 code for a protein of 454 amino acids. The record is from RefSeq and is a predicted model, not a curated record. Gene Ontology annotation, biological process: signal transduction; peptidyl-serine phosphorylation; endocytosis. Gene Ontology annotation, cellular component: cytoplasm; nucleus. The transcript has 14 exons. Gene Ontology annotation, molecular function: protein serine/threonine kinase activity; ATP binding. NCBI's taxonomy places the organism in Eukaryota, Viridiplantae, Streptophyta, Magnoliopsida, Fabales, Fabaceae.